AUGUGGCCAACCAGAUCAGUUCUUCUGGUAGUUCUCUUUUUCAUGCAAAUUUUCGCUCUUAUCUCGGCUGCACCACUCUACGCCCCCGACAACACCGAUCCGUCAACAUUGCUGAGCAGAUCACGAGUGAAGCGGCAGUGGGGUGGUUACUACAAUUAUUUCAGUCCAGGAUUCGGAGGCUUCACACCGAAUGGAUACUACAGCGUGAGAGGAUUCGGUAUUGGCCCGUUUGGAGGACGGGAGAUCGGAUCAAUCAAUCUUAGCUCGGUGAAUCUUUAA
This is a messenger RNA of Anisakis simplex (herring worm), 279 nucleotides long. Lineage: Eukaryota; Metazoa; Nematoda; Chromadorea; Rhabditida; Anisakidae. The record is from the annotation of a GenBank genome assembly.